Messenger RNA from Girardinichthys multiradiatus, 1481 nucleotides. RefSeq names its product transcription elongation factor A (SII), 1 (gene tcea1). NCBI's taxonomy places the organism in Eukaryota, Metazoa, Chordata, Actinopteri, Cyprinodontiformes, Goodeidae. Gene Ontology annotation, molecular function: zinc ion binding; nucleic acid binding. Bases 150 to 1085 code for a protein of 311 amino acids. The transcript is spliced from 10 exons. Gene Ontology annotation, cellular component: nucleus. Gene Ontology annotation, biological process: transcription elongation by RNA polymerase II; positive regulation of transcription by RNA polymerase II; DNA-templated transcription. The record is from RefSeq and is a predicted model, not a curated record.
GCGGGGGCAGUCGCUGUGUGGUCCCGGUCCGCCAAGUUGACGCUGCCGCCUCCGCCGCUGCCGCUUUCUUCUCAUUGGCGUGGUCUUUUUGUCCCGUAUUUUCUUUUAGAUUUACACCUUAUUUGUCCUGUCCUGUCAGAUAAACCGAGAUGGGGAAGAAGGAGGAAGAGGAGAUUAUCAGAAUCGCGAAAAAGAUGGAUAAAAUGGCGCAGAAGAAAAACGGGGCCGGGGCAUUGGACCUCUUGAAAGAGCUGCGCAGUGUACCCAUGACUCUGGAGCUACUUCAGUCCACCAGAAUUGGAAUGUCUGUUAAUGCUAUACGCAAGCAAAGCACAGACGAGGAGGUGACGUCUCUCGCCAAGUCCCUGAUCAAGUCUUGGAAGAAGCUACUGGAUGAGCCCGGAGGUGGAGAAAAAGCUCCAGAUGAGAAGCGAAAAGAGCAAACAACACCCAUUGUCUCUCCCUCGCAGGAAAGCCCAGAGGCAAAAGAAGAGAGCAGCUCGAGCAGUAAUUCCAGCAGCAAAAGCGAAACCUCGGAAGUCGCUUCCAACACGUUUACCACCUCCUUCCCUCGUGCCCCAAACACCUGCGACUCCAUCCGGCUCAAGUGCAGAGAGAUGCUGGCCAGUGCUCUGCAGACCGGAGAGGAUCACAUUGCCAUUGGUGCUGAUUGUGAGGAGCUUGGAGCACAGAUUGAGGAAUUUAUCUUCCAAGAGUUUAAGAACACCGAUAUGAAAUACAAGAACCGCGUUCGGAGCCGAAUCUCGAAUCUCAAGGAUAUGAAAAAUCCCAAUUUAAGGAGGACCGUGCUUUGCGGGAGUGUAACGCCGGAGCGGAUAGCCAAGAUGACCGCAGAGGAAAUGGCCAGUGAUGAGCUGAAGGAAAUGAGGAAGAAUUUGACCAAAGAAGCUGUCAGGGACCACCAGAUGGCCACCACCGGGGGCACUCAGACUGAUUUGUUCACCUGUGGCAAAUGCAAGGGGAAGAACUGCACCUACACACAGGUUCAAACUCGAAGUGCUGAUGAGCCGAUGACCACGUUUGUCUUCUGCCAACAGUGUGGAAAUAGAUGGAAGUUCUGCUGAAUCUGCUAGCGUCAUCUACGGCACUCCCGACAAGUAGCAAAAUUCCCGGACCAGGUUCUGUCCACCUGCAGCAGAGCGAAGCUUUGUAUUCUGUGGUUACAUUGUACUCAACAUCCAAGAAGCCGCUACGGUUACCGUUUGAGUAAAUGUCUUGGUCAUAGAUUGAGCUUGUUGUCACUUCCCUUAAGCCCACCCCCCCCCACCCCUUUAAAUCUCUUACUGUUAUUAGUUGUUUGUCGCUGUCAGAUAUACGCCAUGAAUCUUGUGUCAUUCUCUUUUAUCUGCGUUUUUAUAUGUAGUUUUAACACUUUGGAUAAUAUUGUUUUUGCUUUCCCAGCACAGCAUUGUAUUGUUUUAUUUAAUUCCCCAAUAAAGUGUAAUCCAUUUGAUUAAAAA